AUGAGAAGCAUAAUACCAGGCUUUUUUCUUCUUUUUGCACUAUUUUCUAAAUUUGCUCUGUCAGUCCAUUUCUACGUGAAUUCAGGUGAAACAAAGUGUUUCUAUGAAAACUUGUCUAAAGGGAAUCUAUUGAUUGCCGAUUUGGAUACCUCCAUCGAGAAAAAGGGAAUAUAUGAGGAAGAUUCAGAUGUUGUUGUUAUGGUAACUAUUGAUGAAACAUUUGAUAAUAAUCACCGCGUCCUGAGUCAGAAGAACGCAUACACCGGUGACUUUACUUUUACUGCAUUGGAUUCGGGUGAACAUAAAAUUUGUGUGAGUCCCUCAUAUCCACAGGAAUUAUCAGCGAAGAUAAGAGUAUUUAUUGAGCUAGAUAUUGGCCAUGUAAGCUCUUUAGAUAGUCAGAGGAAAGACGAUGUAAAAUCUACAGUGAAUAGAAUGAAACAACUGAAUCAAAGACUGUUAAAUAUCCGUCAAGAACAAAGAGAGAUUAGAGAAAAUGAAGCGAUAUUUAGAGAUCAAAGUGAAUCUGUCAAUAGCAAGAUAAUGUCAUGGUCGAUUUUACAAUUUCUAGCUUUAAUUGCUGUUUGCUGGUUCCAACUUCGUUACUUAAAGAACUUUUUUAUCAAACAAAAAGUUCUGUAA
Molecule: messenger RNA, 642 nt
Organism: Naumovozyma castellii
Lineage: Eukaryota; Fungi; Ascomycota; Saccharomycetes; Saccharomycetales; Saccharomycetaceae
Gene: ERP5
Product: Erp5p
Exons: 1
Coding region: 1-642 (213 amino acids)
Source: RefSeq, a predicted model, not a curated record